This is a messenger RNA of Fomitiporia mediterranea MF3/22, 1922 nucleotides long. Its product is annotated as mRNA capping enzyme, alpha subunit. Lineage: Eukaryota; Fungi; Basidiomycota; Agaricomycetes; Hymenochaetales; Hymenochaetaceae. The transcript is spliced from 10 exons. Gene Ontology annotation, cellular component: mRNA capping enzyme complex. Gene Ontology annotation, molecular function: ATP binding; mRNA guanylyltransferase activity. The record is from RefSeq and is a predicted model, not a curated record. Gene Ontology annotation, biological process: 7-methylguanosine mRNA capping. Bases 1 to 1374 code for a protein of 457 amino acids.
AUGCCUCAUACUCCUCGAAUACCAGACAUCCCUGGUGAAGUUCUCGAUCCAGGUUUCUCUAACAACCUCCAAAGGAUCGUGGCACAGUUAUGUCAAGUUAAUAACACGAGAUUCCCUGGAAGUCAGCCUGUUAGUUUCGCUAAGAAGGAUCUUGAAGUCCUCGAACAUGAAGACUACUGGGUUUGCGAGAAAUCUGACGGCAUUCGUGUGCUGUUCUUCGUGUUGACCGACCCUGAUGGUGCUCAAGAUGUAUACCUUAUUGACCGGCAUAAUAAUUAUCGUGUUAUCAGCGGAUUCUUCUUUCCUCACCAUGCGGAUCCAAAGAAGCCACUAGGUUCUACCAUUCUCGAUGGAGAAUUGGUUAUUGAUACAGACCCAAGGACGAGGCAGGAUACGUUGCGAUUCCUUGCAUUCGAUUGCUUAGUCGUAGAUUACCAGAAUGUCAUGUCCCGAACUCUGGAUAAGCGAUAUGGCAGGCUACAAGAAUGGUUCUUCAAGCCAUUCAAGAAGAUGAUGCAAGACCAUCCAUACAUGGCACAAAAUCAACUUUUCGAUAUCAAAGUCAAACCGAUGAACCUAUCAUAUGGACUGGAAAAAGUAUUCAACGAAGACAUCCCCAAGCUUCAGCACGGAAACGACGGCUUGAUCUACACGUGUCUGCAAUCACCUUAUGUAGUCGGCACCGACCCCAAAAUUCUCAAGUGGAAGCCACCUUCCGAGAAUACGAUUGACUUCAAGCUAGUGUUACGUUUCCCGCCGGAUCCGCAACGGAAGGAUGAGCCUGACUUCACGGCGAAACCUAUCUUUGGUUUGCAUGCCUAUAUUGGUGGGAGAGAUAAUUACGAACCUUUUGAUGAGCUUUAUAUCGAUGACGACGAAUGGGAGAGAUUAAAGACCUCCGGCGAACAAGUUGACGACCGCAUCGUCGAAGUAUUCUGGGAGACGAAAGAGAAGCGAUGGCGAUUCAUGCGGUUCCGAGAUGAUAAGCCAAAUGGAAACCACAAGUCCGUAGUUGACAACAUCAUACAGUCGAUCAUUGACGGCGUGGAGAAAGAAGAUCUCUUGGCACGUAAAGAUACGAUUCGUUCAGCAUGGAAGGCCCGGGCUGGGCAGUCGUCGGGUGCACCACCUCCACCUCCACCCGCGGCGCAAUCGUUAUCGCAAGCGCAAGUGCGACCCAGAGGUAAUCCACCUUUCAUACAGGGUGGAUCUGGACCAGGGAAUGGGCCUCCUCCUGCUGUUCGACAAGGCGGUCCCGACGGCCAAUUCUCGCGUCAAGCACCAGGUCAUGUCGACCUCCGAUACGGGAAACUACAAGAAUCGCCAUACAGUAGAGUGGGCGGCCCGCCCACUUUCCUUGGUUUCAAUCGGUGAUGCCGGCGGACACAGAGUGCUAGAAUCUCACUCUCAGGCUCGGAGGUUAUUCCCUUAUUUUCAUCCUUUCUUUUUCGUUUUGUAUUUUUGUAUUCUGGUACGCGCUGAUCAUCAACCCGUACCGCAUGAAUUUCACGUCGUCGUCCGUGUCGGAUGAUGUAUGAUUCCAUGAUUCUAUCUACGUGUGUAUGAAGCCAGGCCCUUUGUCCGAGCAUGCGUGUAUCUACAUGUGUCUUCGAUCUUGUUCCUGUGGACGUCGUGCCAACGCCAGUGCCAGUGCCAAUACGCAAUUCUACUCGGUCAUCUCCGCGUUUUAUGAGUGGAGUUAGUUCCUUUUUGCAUCGUCAUGCAUUUGUCCUCUUCCUGCUCAUCUCGUGCUUUCAGUAUCUCCGUAUCCUUUUUGUCUGAUGAUCGCGGUAUUAUGCAUUCCACAUUCAUAUUCCCAAGUGAUGAUUUCUCCUUACGUUCUCCAGUCCUGUUCUUCUGCAUUUCUAUCUUUUUCUUUUCUCACUUCCUCAGCUUUUUCUCUUCUCACUCCCAUCACUUCC